GAAGGGAUAAAAAGGCCGGGUGGAAGCCUUUGCUCUACUCCCUUGGAUUUCGCCGCUUCUCUGUUCUAUUCUGGGGGCUCUGCCGAUUUCGGAGCUUCAGCCGAAGACAUGUCUGGGCGCGGGAAGCAGGGCGGGAAGGCGCGGGCCAAGGCCAAGUCGCGCUCGUCGCGGGCCGGGCUGCAGUUCCCCGUGGGCCGCGUGCACCGGCUGCUGCGCAAGGGCAACUACGCGGAGCGGGUGGGCGCCGGCGCCCCGGUGUACCUGGCGGCCGUGCUGGAGUACCUGACGGCCGAGAUCCUGGAGCUGGCGGGCAACGCGGCCCGCGACAACAAGAAGACGCGCAUCAUCCCCCGCCACCUGCAGCUGGCCAUCCGCAACGACGAGGAGCUCAACAAGCUGCUGGGCAAGGUCACCAUCGCGCAGGGCGGGGUGCUGCCCAACAUCCAGGCCGUGCUGCUGCCCAAGAAGACCGACAGCCACAAGGCCAAGGCCAAGUAAAACCGUGGCAACAAACAACCCAAAGGCUCUUUUCAGAGCCACCCCCAUUUUCCUAAAAAGAGCAGGAACAUCUAAGUAUAAGUACUGGGAUCACUUGUUUCUUUAGAAACUGAUCUUAUGUAACUGGAAACUUGUAUAUAUGGGGAGUUCUUCUAAGCAGCAAUUCUGUAUUUAGUGAACCAGCUCUGUUCUGCAAGUCCCUUCAAUUUUAUUCUCUAACAAGUUACUCAGUACUACUUCUAAAAAUUAAUAAAAGGUGGGGGUGGGGGACAGAAAAAAACAUCCCCGGGCUCCGUCCCUGGGCGCACUGUAAGGUGAAGCCGAGCCCAGCCCGGGCGGGCACCGCGUGGUUUCCGAGGGGAAAAGCCCCGCGCAGCCCCGGGGGCGGGAGGGGGCGUGGCCGGGUCCGGCCAAUCAGGACGGAGCGCGCGACUUUCGAACCCGUGGCGGGAAGGGGCGCUCUGCCUCCUGGGUCGCGCUGGGUUCUUCCCCUUGGCUUUGGUUUGUGUUUUUUUUCCUGCUUGGUUUUUUGGUUUGUUUGUUUUCUUUCUGAAAUUUAUGCAUGCCAUGUACUGCUACUAGGGCUUUCAGGCAACACUGGCAGAUCUGUAAGUUUCUCACCGGGAUGCUAUCCCGCAGCUAACACGGGUUUAGCUUCUAAAGGACAGCGUGGGCUGUUCGAGUACGUGAUAUUGGAAAUACAAUGGAGGUAAUGGGAGGAUCACGAGUUCAUGCAAAAUAGACUAAAGGGUACUUUCCCACACCGCAUAAAUUCCUAUGCACGUUAGGGGAUUGUUAUGUACCUGUCUGGGCUGAAACUGAUGUAUCAGGUCUUGUUGGUCUGCUCUUUUCUGUUUUCUCUUUUCCCCUCCGACAGCGUGGCUGGCUACUAAAGGUGCUCUUGGGUUUAUCUGCAAGUUUUCUCUUCUGAUAUCCUUACGUCGUCUUGGGCCAUUUCUUGUCUUCGCUGCUUUGGGCCUCGCUGCCUUGGCCAGAUUCUUUGCUGCUACUGCCUUCUGUUGGGGCUUGGCAGCUGCACUCAC
Cygnus atratus (black swan) is the source of this 1541-nucleotide messenger RNA. Its product is annotated as histone H2A-IV. Gene Ontology annotation, cellular component: nucleosome. NCBI's taxonomy places the organism in Eukaryota, Metazoa, Chordata, Aves, Anseriformes, Anatidae. The transcript has a single exon. The record is from RefSeq and is a predicted model, not a curated record. The coding region runs from base 109 to 498 and encodes 129 amino acids. Gene Ontology annotation, molecular function: protein heterodimerization activity; DNA binding; structural constituent of chromatin.